AUGCUUUCUGACCAUUCGGACGUGAUAAGCCAUGCUCUCCCUCAGCCUCCUGCUUCCGGAUCAGAGCCAGGAGAACCCGGCGGCGCUCAGGAGAAACUGGACCCUGACGGCCCAGAGGAGAAGCCAGACGUGGCGUCUGCAGCCGAGGCCAAGGACGGUGAUCCAGACGACGAACACGGGGAUUCCCUCUGCAGCUUAGAUCGGCAGGAAAAGACACAUCCUUCAGGUCCUGCGGAGGACACCGGGGAGGAAACUGGUACGAACGUCCCCGAAGACGAGGAGGAGGAGGACGACGGAGAGAAGCAGGAGGCGGUGGAGGCGGGUUCAGCCGAGGCAGAGGCUCCUACAGAGAUCCAGGAGGAGCCUUCGUGUGUAAAGGGCGACGAUGAAGAGGACGGCGAUGAGGACGACAGUGAGGAAGACCUGUACCGAGGAGAGGAAGAGCUGUCUGCAUCGCCGGGUCGUCAUCCGGGGCCGACGUCCGACGCAGAAAGUUUAAAGGUACAGGACAGCUGCAGCUUGUCCCCAGCUGUGGAUAUCCUGUCCUACAGCGAGAGGGAGUGGAAAGGAAACACUGCCAAAAGCGCUCUCAUCAGGAAGGGCUACAAAGAGAUGUCCGCCAAGUUCGGCAGCGUGAGGAGAGUCAGAGGGGACAACUACUGCGCCCUGCGAGCCACCUUGUUCCAGGUGUUGUCCCAGAGCAGCCAGGUGCCCCAGUGGCUGCAAGAGGACGCCGUUUUACUGCUGCCAAAGCAACUGGAGGCCCAGGAAGGGCUGAUAAGCCAGUGGCGGUUUCCUGGACAGAGCGUGCCCAGAGACGGCACGGAGAAUCCCACCGAGCGGCUGAAGGGCUACAUGGAGCUGCUCCGAAACACGUGGCGGGCGGCGGCGGACUGCCCCGGCGCUGCGGAGCGGCAGCAGCUCUGCGAGCGGCUCUUCCAGGGCGGGGAGGUGGAGCUGGGGAUGCUGGAGGCGCUGAAGCUGCUGAUGCUGGGCCGGGCGUCGGAGCUGCACGGCCGCAUGCAGGCGGGCGAAGACGUGCCGCUCUUCUGCUGGCUGCUGUUCGCCCGCGACUCGUCCGCCUCGCCGCGCUCCUUCCUCUCCAACCACCUCAGGCACGUGGGCCUCAGCGCCGGGCUGGAGCAGGUGGAGAUGUUCCUGCUCGGCUACGCCCUGCAGCACACCAUUCAGGUUUACAGGCUGUACAAGGCCAACACGGAGGAGUUCGUCACCUUCUACCCGGACGACCACAGGGACGACUGGCCGACCGUCAGCCUCGUCACCGAGGACGACCGCCACUACAACGUGCCGGCCGCCGAGGCCAGCGAGGAGCUCGCCUCCAGCUGAUUAACGCUGCGGGGAAAGACCUCCUGCCGCGCAAAAACGCCCCUCAGGUCAAUCAGAGCGGCACCGUUACGCCGCCCUCCAGGUGUAACGCUGGGAUAUAUGCUUCUCGCCUUACGUACGCAAAGCCACAGAGUCUCCACUACGUACUUUUUGGGUUUUUAUCCAAAAAGAGAAAAAGGCAGGUGUUAAACAGCCUGGGUGGAGCAUAUGAGGCACUUCAAAUCGUCCAAUUCAGAUCUGAAAUCGGUGCGAUCGCAUCAUUCCUUUCGUUUUUUUUACGUUCUGUGCCAUAAAGCUUGAUUUUUUAAUUUUAUUUUUUUGGUGUUGUUGCCACACUGCAAAAACGGAUCUAAAAAUAAGUCAAAUGUUCAUCAAGUUAGUGUAUUUAUCCU
Messenger RNA from Fundulus heteroclitus (mummichog), 1739 nucleotides. Its product is annotated as ubiquitin thioesterase otulin. Gene Ontology annotation, molecular function: cysteine-type deubiquitinase activity. Gene Ontology annotation, biological process: protein linear deubiquitination. The coding region runs from base 1 to 1347 and encodes 448 amino acids. The record is from RefSeq and is a predicted model, not a curated record. Gene Ontology annotation, cellular component: cytoplasm. Lineage: Eukaryota; Metazoa; Chordata; Actinopteri; Cyprinodontiformes; Fundulidae. The transcript has 9 exons.